AUGGAGGAAGAUAACGCGGGAGAUGUGUGUAAAUUUGUGCAAAAACUCCGCGAAGGCGAGCUGGCUAUGCGAGUGCGAUUCGGAACUUUGGAAUUCACAGCUAAGCUUUGCACAUACGGAAAUUUACUGGUACUUCAAUCAACUUCUCGACCAAUGGAGCCGAUAGUUUUUGUCAUGGAGCGAUAUCACAUUAGAAAAGACGAAGAUGAAACACCCAACCUUUUCCCAUUUUCAAUAGUUUUUGCUGAUGAGAUUUUGCAGCUAAUUCCCACUUCGACUGAACAGCGGGAGAAACUGAUGCUGGAGUUAGCUACAUGUUCACAUACGAUGACAACGGCGAGAAUGGACGAAGUUGCCUAUAAAUUUUUCACUAUGCAGAUAAUCGAUGGUCAAAAUGAUGAUCUUUCGCACGGAUCAACUUUACAGAACUAUUUUCUAGCUAAUCCCUUUUCAGUUACACACAAUUUUGCCAUCACAAGUAAAAUGAAUCUUCCUUUAUGGCGAUUUUCUUAUAAAGAAGUGAUGUGGGAAUCGAAAUUCAGUAUCAUGCUUCCAUUAGAGAUGAUCAAAUUGUACAAGAGAUGGGGUCGUGAGUUUGCAAAUAUCCUAGAAUCGAAGCAAUCAUUUUAUCCAUCGACUGACAUCGCCGGCCUACAAGACACACUUCGACAUGUCAGAGAUAAUCUGGAGAUCUACGAACAAUCUCUGGAGUUUUUGCAGGGUCAUUCAGGUGCUUUGUUUCGGCCAUCAGUUGAGAAGACGAGAGUCGCCUAUGCACCAGUGCCCACAAAUCUCCAUAUCCAGUACUUCAAUGUGCAAGGAGAGGCGGCAAAAUGCAUAGUGACAGCUGGGACGGCCUCUUGUCUUCCCCUUCGAUUUCAUCACGGUGGUCUUGAGAAGUUGAUUGAUGGUGUGAAGAUCAGUUCACAAUGGAUGAAUCGAGCAUUUGAUUUGAAACAAAGUGAACUCGGUGAUGUCAAGAGAGAAAUCGGAGAGUUAAGCCGUUUGCUUACACCUGAGAAAUCUGCCUUAAAGACUUUGGAUGGGAUUUUCAUUGAGAUCUCGACUGGGAUAAAACAGGUACGAGAACGUUUGAAAGACAUGUCGAACCGGAUCCCUGAUUGUGACUCGAUCUCGCAAGCUCUUUCUUACUCAACUCAGCUCAAUAAUAAAGUCGAUGGUGUUCUGGAUGCGGUAAGCAAUCAGUUAGAAGCCUUGACAACUCAAAUUAUUUCUCUUGACACGAAAAUUGCCACUGCUGAUGUCACAGACAAUGGACAAGAAUUGGUUUUCGAGUCGAUCAAAUCAGCGAUCGAGAUUUCGCUAAAUGCGGAACUUGAGCUAUGCAACACUCUCUCUGAAUGUCUCUUGCUCAGCUUUAUUCGAUCACUGAAUCGUGGAAAAGCGAUUACUCCUUAUUUUCACGUACAACUCAGAACUGAUUUCGUUCUUUCGCAAGCAAUCACAAUAGUGGCCACUGCUUUACUCGUUCGGAUUCAACAAGGAUGGCCAGUUGAUGGAAAUGGAAACGCACUACCUCCUUUGUUAAUCAUUUUCUCAUGGCUGUCUCCAUAUGGAGAUGAAAAGGGAAUGAUUGAGGAUGCCACGGAAGCCUGGUCUCUUCUCGGUCAAAUCGUUUCGUUUAGAUUUGUACCGGCUCCGUCGACUUUAAGCCGUUCGUGUAUUCCGAUAAUUGGUGGAAAAAGAACAAACAUACAAGUGAGUCUUCCAAUACCUCAUGAUGUUUAUGAGUUACUUCCGCCAAAUGUCGCUCGAGCCGACGGGUGGAGAGUUCAACCAGCCUACUUUAAUCUCGGCAUCAACCAUGAGGCAAGCCUUGCUCAACAAUGGGGAGGACCGGCACUUGAAUCGCAAGUAAAUCACACCGCUCUGCUGGCAAUGCAAAACUACGUACAUUCUUUGCCGGCAAUCAACACCGUAGUCAAAGAAGCAUUGUUUGAAUUAACAAAUACGAUUAAUGCCGAGGCGUCGAGGAAAAAUAUGGAGAUCUUCGAGAAAGCGAUGGCACUUGCAGAGGCUCUCGGGGUACAAGUUGUGAUUGGAUGCAAAAGUGGAAAAGAUCGAACCUCGAUGGGCAUCACUCUCGAGCAAGGGCGUCGAUUACGAGAAACACACGGUUUCGAUCACGAUCAGGUAAUGGAAAUUGUGACUUGCCUGCGAAAAGACGGGGUUCGCCGCGAGAAUUGUCGCAAAAAUAUCGGCAAAGGGGCUUACGCGUUUAGUCCUUUUCAGAUGCACUUCAUCCCGAAAACGCUUCGCCCGCCAGCUGGCACCUAUUCGUCCAAUAUUACAACU
Molecule: messenger RNA, 2316 nt
Organism: Mesorhabditis belari
Lineage: Eukaryota; Metazoa; Nematoda; Chromadorea; Rhabditida; Rhabditidae
Source: the annotation of a GenBank genome assembly